This is a messenger RNA of Mollisia scopiformis, 1311 nucleotides long. RefSeq lists its product as uncharacterized. The coding region runs from base 1 to 1311 and encodes 436 amino acids. Lineage: Eukaryota; Fungi; Ascomycota; Leotiomycetes; Helotiales; Mollisiaceae. The transcript has 2 exons. The record is from RefSeq and is a predicted model, not a curated record.
AUGUACAGACGUGAAUUGCAACAGCGAGCGACCAGCAGACUGGAGGAUUUCUAUGAAAUAGAAUGCAAGGGAAACAAGUACUGGUUGAGGUGCAAGAAGCAGACCAUCGCAAUGAUCGACAAACCCAAGCCCACAGACAUGUCAACAAUGGUAGCUCAUCCGAGCGAACAAGGAUGGAAUCUACCUGUUGGCCACGUCCGGCAUUUCUUGAAAUUCCCGAUUGAUAUCCGUCUCUCGAUUUUCGAUCGCGUCCUCACUCUCUCUAAAGCCGAAACUAUUGCUCCUCGAGCUGUGACAAGCAAUUGGAAACGCUUCAUCGACCAGCCUAGAUUUGUCGUACACAACAAGGAAGGCGAAACCUAUGAGCAAGGGACUCCUGUUGUCAUUGAAACCCAUCAAACCGACGAAGAUGGAGAGUACACUCAACUCAAUUAUGUCUACUUCAAGGCUAUUGACGCUUCGUGCUUGAGGGUCUGCAAGCAGUUCUACCAAGAAGGAAGUAGCUUGCUUUAUGGUAAUAACUCGUAUGCUUUUGGCAUGGUCAACAAGCAUUAUCACACCAGCCCUCCCUCGUACUUUCAUGGUAGCGGAGAGCAUCGACCGGAUCCCCGAAAGCCUUUGGCAACCCACUUGACCGGUGCCAUCGCUCGCUCAAUGCCAAAGAUACACAAGCGAUCACACGUCAAGUCUUUGCCAGGUUGGAUUUAUUACGAUUCUUUUUUGAGAUUCUUGUGGACGAUCACACCAAGAAAUACGGCAAUGCUUAGAUCCCUGAUCUUCACUGGGAACGUAAAGAUUCAUCAUUGUGACCGGUCUCUAUGUCCAGCUGGAGGAUGUGAGGACAGCAUUAUCAAAAGCCUCAGACUUUAUAUCCCAUUCUUCAACACAUUCUGUCCCAACCUGAAAUACUUGGCAAUCCAAGCUAAAGAGGAUGUUGUUCAGCCAGGCCCUCCAUACCCCUUACGACCGGGCGAGCCAGCCAACCGCGAUGAAGCUCUUCAACGAUUUCUCGACGAACUACGGAACAUCGUUUCUCUGCAAAAGCUAGUCGUAAUCGAUGAAAGUCAGCAACCGCUUCAGAUUGCGAAGUCAACCAUGGAAUGGUUCAAUCAUCGAACCAACGAAAGAGCACGUGCCGAAGCCGCCGAUCGUCAGAAAUUGAUUCCAUCAACCAAAGAGAAGGUCAAGACUCUGGAAACUACAUGCAAGUUCUGUGGGGGUGAGCAUGUCUGGCCUGACUGCUGGGACUUGUGUAACUUUUGCGGGGUCUACGGCCAUUACCGAUCUACUUGCCCUGAGUUGCAGAAAUAA